AUGGAUCUCCAGACUCCUUCUGGCCCCGGCGGGCCCCUGGCGGUGGUCCAGCAGCAGCCGUCCCUUAAUGGCCGCCGGCAGCGGUCGGAUUAUUACGAGCGGGAGCUCCAGCACAUCCUGUCUCUGGAGCAGAUCAAGGCCAUCCGCUCCAGUAAUGAAUACACGGAGGGGCCCUCAGUGGCCAACCGGAGGCCCCGAAACACCACCACGAACCCCCGGGACAAACAGGAAAGGACUCACGAAGUCAUCCUGGUCAACGUGAACAACAACUACGAACCCGGGAACCCCCUAAACGCCCUAAACCCCCUAAACUCCCACCAUACCCAGCAUUCCCAGCAUUCCCAGCCGGGACUCAGUCGGUCGACCAGUUCGGGGAGCGCUUCUAGCGGGUCCAGCGGGUCCUCGGAGCAGGGCCUCCUGGCGGGGGGGCGCCCCCCCCACCACCGAAACCACCACAACCACCACCACAGGGGUCCAACGGGUCCACAACCCCCCAAUCAUCAACACAACCACCAACAACACAACCAACACAACCAACAGCAGAACAACCGCAACCAGAAGUACCGGAACGUCCCUGUUCGGACUCAACCUCAACCCAAGGCCAUUUCGCAUAGCUUCCAGAGCCCCGUUGGGGACUUGGUGAAAACCCCGGGGAACGGGAAGUCGUUGGAGAGCCCCGGUAUAGGGAACGGGAAGUCGGUGGAGAGUUUAGGGAUGCCUUUGGGCUCCGCCGGGCACCAGUUCAUCUGCGAGCGUUGCGCGAAAUGCAAAUGCGCGGAUUGCACCGCGCCGCGGAGCCUUCCCUCCUGCCUGGCGUGCGGCGGCCAGUGCCUGUGCUCUGCCCAGAGCGCCCUUGAGCACGGCACCUGCAUGUGCCUGGUGAAGGGCCUGUUCUACCACUGCUCGGGCGAGGACCACGACGACCAGGGGGACUCGUGCGCGGACCAGCCCUGCUCUUUAUCGCGCGCCCACUGCUGCUCGCGGUUCCUGUGCAUGGGCCUGAUGGCGGUUCUGUUCCCCUGCCUGCUCUGCUACCCGCCCGUAAAGGCCUGCCUCCGCGCCGCGCAGGGCCUCUACGACCGCGCGCUGAGGCCCGGGUGCCGACAUGAGUAA
Molecule: messenger RNA, 1113 nt
Organism: Menidia menidia (Atlantic silverside)
Lineage: Eukaryota; Metazoa; Chordata; Actinopteri; Atheriniformes; Atherinopsidae
Source: the annotation of a GenBank genome assembly